AUGGCGGAUAUUAAUACACGCUUCCGGGGGCUGCUGCAGCGACCGUACGAACCCACGUUUGUGCCCAAAAACAAUGGGCAAUUGUACUACGAUGUGCCGGACAGCUACCUUACCGAUCACUACCGCCCGUUCGGGGCGGCAUUGCAGAACCGGUACGGCACGAAUGCCCAAACGCGCAUUCCGCUGCCGAAUAUUACGGCGCCGGAUUUAGCGUACGCGGAUACCAUUAGCCGACGGGGUGGGUUUUCCGUGUUUCAACCCGGUCACCAGCGGGUGGCCAGCCAGCUGAUCGAACUGUUCCUGAACCAAACCAAUCCGGAUGCGCUCAGUGCGAUUGCCGUGUACGCGCGCGAUCGUGUGAAUGGGCCACUGUUUCAGUACGCGCUCUCGGUAGCGCUGAUGCAUCGGACCGAUACGCGGGACGUGGAGAUACCGACGUUUCUGGAGCUGUUUCCCGACCGCUACAUCGAUCCGGCCGUUUUCCCACAGCUGCGCGAGGAGGGUACGCUGGUCGAUCAGGGCGAUCGGCGUGCGAUCGAGAUCCCGAUGAACUUUACCGCCUCGGAUCGGGUGGACGAGCAGCGGUUGGCUUACUGGCGCGAGGAUAUUGGCGUGAACUUGCACCACUGGCAUUGGCAUCUGGUGUAUCCGGCCCGCGGACCGGAUCGCAUCGUGCGCAAGGAUCGCCGCGGUGAGCUGUUCUACUACAUGCACCAGCAAACGAUGGCCCGGUACAACACUGAGCGGUACGCGAACGGUUUACCGCGUGUAGUCGCGUUUCGGAACUUGCGCGAAGCUAUCCCGGAAGGGUACUUUCCGAAAAUAACGCGCAGCUCUGAUGGGCGCUCUUACCCUGCCCGGCAUCCGAAUGAAACAUUGAGGGAUCUUAACCGGGUUGAAGACGGAGUCAUUGUAUCGAUCGCUGAUAUGGACCUGUGGACGAAAAGAAUUAUCGAAGCAAUCGAUAAUGGAUACGCGCAAUCUGCGACCGAUCAGCGUGUUCCACUGGACAACGACAGUGGCAUUGAUCUGCUGGGAAACAUGGUGGAGGCGAGCUCUUUAUCGGUGAACCUGCAGUACUACGGAGAUCUCCACAACAAUGGUCAUAACAUACUGGGCUACAUACACGAUCCGGACAACUCGUUCUUGGAAGGGUUCGGUGUCGUCGGUGACAAUACGACGGCAAUGCGCGAUCCGGUAUUCUACCGCUGGCACCAGCACAUCGACGACAUCUUCGUGCGGCACAAGCAACGGCUUCCGGCAUACACCGGGCAGGAGCUAUCCUUCAACGAUGUGGCGGUUGAUAAUUUUGAAAUUCAGCUCAACAAAGCGAACGCACCGAUGAACAUACUGCUUACCUUCUGGCAGAGAUCCCAGGUGAAUCUCGGCACCGGGCUAGACUUUGGUCCGGAGGGCAAUCUGUUCGCCACGUUCACGCACAUCCAGCACGCACCGUUCAGCUACCGGAUUCGGGUGAACAACCGUGCCGGUGGUACCAGGCGCGGCACCGUUCGUAUAUUCUACGGUCCGAAAACUAACGAGCGGAGCCAAACACUGCCGUUCCGUGACCAGCGCCGUCUGAUGGUGGAGCUGGAUAAGUUCACCGUUACUCUUAAUGCGGGCGCCAACACGAUCGUUCGCCGAUCCGAUCAAUCCAGCGUCACUAUCCCGUACGAGCGAACGUUCCGGAAUGUGGCCGCCUCGUCGUUGACACGGAACGAAGCCUUCCAGUUCUGUAACUGUGGCUGGCCGAACCAUAUGCUGCUUCCGAAAGGAUCACCCGAUGGGUUGGAGUAUGACUUUUUCGUCAUGGUGUCGGAUUACACGCAGGACCGCGUUGAGGAUUUCGAUGAGAACGUUAACUGCAACGAUGCCCACUCGUUCUGUGGGUUGCGAGAUCGACGCUACCCGGAUGCACGCAGCAUGGGCUAUCCGUUCGAUCGGUUCACGGCUGGUUCGGUUGGAAGUUUGCUGGAUUUCACCAAACCGUACGUCAACAUGUUCGUCACUCCGGUGAAGAUACGCUUCACAAAUACGCAUGAUAAUAUCAUAUUCUACUCGUUUCGUGUAAACACGAUGGCUACGAUUCGGGACAAAUUCCGCGGACUGCUGCAGCAUCCCUACGAACCGUUGUUUUUGCCCAAAAAUGAGGGCCAACUGUUCUACGAUCUGCCGGAGAAUUUCUUCACCGAUCGGUACCGACCGAUCGGGCAGAAUUUGAUCAAUAGGUUCGGUGCGCCUACCGCUGUACCGGCCACGGGUGCGAGCGCGGACACGCCUGUGAUGAAUCGCGUCUCGAUCAACAGUAUCCAGGAGCCGGAUUUAUCGUUCGCCGAGGCCAUUCCGCGGCGUGGUGCCUUUUCGCUGUUCAUUCCGGCGCACCGUCAGAUUGCGGGCCGUUUGAUCGCGCUCUUUCUGGAGCAACCGGACGCAGACACGCUGGGUGAUGUGGCGGCAUUCGCGAGGGACCGUCUGAACGGGCCACUGUUCCAGUACGCACUGUCCAGUGCGGUGUUGCAUCGUACGGACACGGAAGAUGUACCGGUGCCUUCGUUUUUGCACCUGUUUCCGGACCAGUUUGUCGAUCCGGCCGUUUUCCCCCGGAUGCUGGAGGAAGGCCGGGCUGUUUUGCAACCAAACCGGAUGUCUGUGGACAUUCCGAUGAACUAUACGGCCUCGGAACGCGUGACGGAGCAGCGGUUGGCGUACUUCCGUGAGGAUAUCGGCGUGAACCUCCAUCACUGGCACUGGCAUCUGGUGUAUCCCGGCGAUGGGCCCGAUCGAGUGGUGCGCAAGAAUCGCCGUGGUGAGCUGUUCUACUACAUGCACCAGCAGAUGGUUGCCAGGUAUCAGAUCGAGCGGUACAGUCAGGGGUUGGGCAAUGUGACACAGCUCAACAACCUUCGAGCACCCGUUCCGGAACCGUACUAUCCGAAGAUUCUGCGAAGUGCCAACAAUCGCACGUACCCGGCACGGUACAUCAACAUGACGAUGGAAGAUGUCCAGCGGGCCGAUGACCAGCUGCGGGUGGUAAUUGCGGAAGUGGAGCGUCAACUGCAGCGCAUUGUCGAAGCGAUCGAUGCGGGCGUAGUCGUACUGCCAGGUGGACAACGCACUCAGCUGGACAAUUUCCGGGGCAUUGACAUCCUCGGGGACAUUAUAGAGAGUUCCGCCCUGUCGGUGAAUCGGGAUUUUUACGGCGACACGCACAACAGUGGCCACAUCCUGCUGUCCUUCAUCCACGAUCCAAGGGGCGAAUAUCUGGAGAGCUUCGGUGUGAUGGGUGACGUGACGACGGCCAUGCGCGAUCCCAUCUUCUACCGUUGGCACACUUACGUGAACAAUCUGUUCCAGCGCCACAAGCUACGGUUUGCGCCGUACGUCUCAGCAGACCUGAGCAAUCCGGGCGUCAUCCUGAACAGCCUCGAAACGGAGCUGGAUCGGCAGGGUUCGGUGAAGAAUUUGUUGCUAACGUUCUGGCAACGUUCGCAGGUCGAUCUGGGCGCGGGGUUGGAUUUUGGGCCGGAGGGUAAUGUGUUCGUUACCUUCACCCACCUGCAGCACGCACCGUUCAACUUCCGGCUGCAGGUCGCUUACUCUGGCCAACCAAAGCCCGCCACGGUGCGGCUCUUUCUCGCACCGAAGCGUAACGAACGUGGCGUGCUGCUGUCGUUCGAGGAGCAACGACGGCUUUCGAUCGAGAUGGACACCUUCCGCGUGAACUUGCUUCCCGGCACCAACAACAUCAUUCGCCGCUCGGUAAACUCGAGCGUCACGAUCCCGUACGAACGGACCUUCCGCAACGUGGGCCAAUCGAACGCGGGUGACGAAUCGUUCCGGUUCUGCGGUUGCGGAUGGCCAUCGCAUAUGCUCGUGCCGAAGGGUGACGCGAUCGGUGUGGAGUACGAUCUUUUCGCUAUGCUGUCCAACCACGAGCGGGAUCUGGUGAAUCCCUUGUUUGACGAAAAAAUGGGAUGUAACGAUGCACAUUCGUUCUGCGGUUUGCGUGACCGUACGUACCCGGAUGCCCGCAACAUGGGCUUCCCGCUCGAUCGUCGCGUACCGAACGGGGUUAAUUCGUUCAAGGACUUCGUUGCUCCGUAUCCGAAUAUGCGUGUCGCUACGGUGACGGUGCGCUUUACCAAUACGGUUGUGGCGCGAACGAAGUGCAAUGUACUUGCCUGCGGUGUAACAACUACGAUAAGAUUCCUGUGUCUUAUGACACGUCCAACCGAGCCACUGUUUUAUCCGAAGUACAACGGCGAGGUCUAUAUGGAUCUGCCGAGCGAGUAUCUGCCGGAACGUUAUCAACACAUUGCAGACGCCAUCAAAGCCCACCACGGAUCGGUGGCGAAGCACCACAUCACGAUCAAACCGGUAGAGCUGCCGGACUUCAGCUACGCGGCCCGUGUACCGCGCGACGGUGACUUUAACCUGUUCAAUCCCGCCCAACGGCACACGGCGGGCCGGUUGAUAGCGGAUCUGAUCGGCCAACCCGACCCGGAAACGAUGCUAUCGGUGGCGGCUUAUGCGCGCGAUCGGCUUAACCCGAUCAUGUUCCAGUACGCGCUUGCGGUCGCGUUGGUGCAUCGGAAGGAUACGGGCACGGUACCGGUGCCAUCGUUUUUGGAAAUGUUUCCCACCCGGUUCGUCGACCCGGCCCUGUUUCCCAAGCUGCGCGAGGAGGGUUUCGCCGUGGAGCAGGGGCAACGGGUGGCCAUCGAGGUGCCGCACAAUGCUACUGCAUCGGAGUCCGAUCCGGAGCAGCAGUUGGCGUACUUCCGCGAGGACAUCGGUGUGAACUUGCACCACUGGCACUGGCAUCUGGUGUACCCGCAGGAGGGCCCGCUGGAGGUGGUUGGUAAGGAUCGGCGCGGUGAGCUGUUCUACUACAUGCACCGUCAGAUCACGGCGCGCUACAAUGUGGAACGGUUCUGCAAUCGAAUGCCGCUGACAAAACCGUUGAAAAAUCUGCGCGAACCCAUCCCGGAGGCGUACUUUCCGAAGCUGAUGAACAGUGCGCUGAACAGAACGUACCCCGGCCGGGCGGCCAACAUGGUGCUGAGCCAUGUCAACCGGCCGGAAGAUGACGCUGUCACGACCAUUCUGGAGCUGGAAGCAUCGUUGGGAAAGAUCAAGGAGGCAAUACAAUCAGGAUUCGCGCUUGCAGAGGACGGCACGCGGGUCCCGCUGGACGCAACGAACGGUAUCGAUGUGCUGGGAAAUCUCGUGGAAAACUCGGAACUUUCCGUCAAUGUGCCGUACUACGGUAACUACCAUUCGCUCGGCCAUGUCCUCAUCGGGUACAUCCACGAUCCGGACAACCUGUACCUCGAAGGGCACGGUGUCAUGGGUGAGUUUACGACGGCGAUGCGCGAUCCCACCUUUUACCGCUUCCAUCACCACGUGGACGAUGUGUUCGAUAUGCACAAACGGAAGCUUCCGUCGUACAACGAGCAGGAGCUUUCGUUCCCCGGCGUAUCGAUCGUGGACGCUACGGUACAGAUCACGAGCGGCAAGGCGGCCAGAAACCGGUUGCUUACCUACUGGCAACGGACGCAGGUGGAUCUGGGGACGGGGUUAGACUUUGGCCCGCAUGGUAACGUGGUGGCAACGUUUACCCACAUCCAGCAUGCGCCCUUCGCGUACCAAAUCAUGGUGCACAAUGAAACGGCCGAGCAGAAGAAGGGCACGGUGCGGAUCUUUCUGGCCCCCAUUUACGAUGCCCAGGGCGAACAGUUGCUGUUGAGUGAGCAGCGUCGUUACGUGGUGGAGUUGGACAAGUUUGUAGUGAGCUUGCAUCCGGGUGAGAAUAGGAUCAUCCAACAGUCGGAUCAAUCGAGCGUGACCAUACCGUACGAAAGGACUUUCCGGCGAAUCGAUGCAUCCAACAUGGCCGGCUCGGAAAACUUUCGGUUCUGCAACUGUGGCUGGCCUGAUCAUAUGCUGCUGCCCAAGGGCCAUCCCGAUGGGCAACCGUUCGAUCUGUUUAUUAUGGUGUCUGACUACAAGGAUGAUGCAGUUGGUCCGGGUUUUAAUCCGAACGAGAACUGCAACGACUCACACUCGUACUGUGGCUUGCGGGAUCAGCUGUUUCCCGACCGUCGCGCCAUGGGCUUUCCCUUCGAUCGUUUGCCGUCUGCCCAGGAUCACUUGAUGAACGAUUUUGUUGGCCGAUUUUCCAACAUGAGUCGCACCGUUGCGGAGGUGCUGUUUACCAACACGGUCAUUUCGCGCCUGUUUGUACUGCCAGCAUCACAAACGGUGUUGUGCCACAGUCACCGAGUUUACAAGCUUCAAAUAGCGAGCGAUCUCUUGGGAAGCGAUCUUCGUGCGCAAGUGAAAAUGGCGGACAACAGGAAACUUUUGGCUUUGCUGCAGCGCCCUCUAGAACCGACGUUCUACCCGAAGGACAACGGUAAAACGGUCGUGGAUCUGCCGGAUAGCUACCUUACCGAACGGUACAAACCGAUUGGAGAAUCGCUCCAAACCCGGUUUUCAAUGGACGCGGACACGCGCAUUGCGGUACGGGCAUCGAACCUGCCGGACUUUUCCUUUGCCGAGGCGAUCCCGCGGCGGGGCGAUUUUUCGCUCUUCAUUCCGAAACAUCGCCAAAUUGCGGGCGAUCUGAUCAAUCUGUUCAUCAGCCAGCCGGAUGUGGAUGCGCUGAUGAGUGCCGGUUCGUUCGCUAGGGAUCGCCUGAACCCGAUACUGUUCCAGUACGCGAUGGCGGUAGCGAUCCAGCAUCGGCCGGAUACGAAGAACCUUCCCAUUCCCAGCUUCCUUGAGCUGUUCCCGGACUCGUUCAUUGAUCCGACCACUUUCCCGAAGCUCCGAGAGGAAGGUGCGGUCGUUGCACAAAAAGAUCGGAUAACCAUAGACAUUAAAAUGAACUACACUGCCUCGGAUCGGGAGGAAGAACAGCGCUUGGCGUACUUCCGUGAGGAUAUCGGCGUGAACCUUCACCACUGGCACUGGCAUCUGGUGUACCCGGGCGAAGGACCCAACAAUGUGGUGAACAAAGAUCGUCGCGGAGAGCUGUUCUUUUACAUGCAUCAGCAGCUGAUCGCUCGCUACAAUGUCGACCGGUUCUGCAACCGAUUGGCUCGUGUACGUCCACUGACCAGCUUACGGGAGGCACUGCCCGAAGGAUACUUCCCGAAGAUUGUUCGAAGUUUGACGAAUCGUGCGUUUCCCGCUCGUCCGCAGAACACGAUCCUGAGGGAUUUGAAUCGGAUCGAAGACGAUGUGGUUCUUUCGAUAAACGACAUUGAGCGUUGGGGAAGUCGCAUUGCGGAAAGCAUCGAUGGUGGUUACGUUGUUGCACCUGGAGGAAACAGAGUUCCUUUGGACGAACAGACGGGUAUCGAUGUGCUGGGCAACAUCAUGGAACCGUCGGCCCUUUCCGUCAACAGCCAGUUCUACGGAAACUACCACGGACAUAUGCACAAUCUGAUCGCAUUCAGUCAUGAUCCGGAGAACCGGUUCCUGGAGGGAUAUGGUGUAGUGGGCGAGUUCCAGACGGCUAUGCGCGAUCCAGCAUUCUACCGUCUGCACGCCCAGGUGGACAACAUGUUCCAUCGUUACAAGCGCACCCUUCAACCGUACACCACCAACCAGCUGGGAUAUGCCGGGGUGCAGAUACAAUCGUUUGGUGUACAGCUGAACCGAGCCAACGCGCCGGCCAACGUGUUGUUGACGUACUGGCAGCGGUCGCAAAUCGAUCUGGCAACCGGGCUUGACUUCGGACCGGAAGGCAAUGUUUUUGCGUCCUUCACGCAUCUGCAGCACGCACCGUUCACAUAUCGGAUCACGGUAAACAACACUAGCGGGGCGGCACGCCGUGGUACAUGCCGCAUUUUCAUUGCACCCAAGGUGGACGAACGGAACACUCCGCUGACCAUGGAUGAGCAGCGUCUGCUGAUGGUGGAGUUGGAUAAAUUCCGCGUCAAUCUGACUCCUGGAACGAACAAUCUGGUGCGCCGGUCGGAGCAGUCCAGUGUAACCAUCCCGUACGAGAGAACCUUCCGCCCGAUGGCAUUGUCCAACAUUAAUCUGCCAGAAACGGAGCAGUUCCGGUUCUGCAACUGUGGCUGGCCGCAUCAUCUGCUGAUCCCCAAGGGUUCGGCCGAGGGUAUGAAGUUCGAUCUGUUUGUAAUGAUCUCGAACUUUGCAGAUGACACCGUUAACCAGGAGUUUGAUGAGAACAUCAACUGCAACGAUUCACACUCGUUCUGUGGCUUGCGUGAUCAGCUGUAUCCGGAUAAGCGACACAUGGGCUUCCCGUUCGAUCGCCGGAUUCCUGUUGCGAUGCGUGCACUGUCCGAUUUUACGCGCCCGAACACGAACAUGGCCAAUAUUGAGGUGAACAUUCGCUUCACCAAUACCGUGAUCGCCAGAACCUGA
Anopheles marshallii is the source of this 8406-nucleotide messenger RNA. RefSeq lists its product as uncharacterized. The transcript is spliced from 24 exons. The record is from RefSeq and is a predicted model, not a curated record. The coding region runs from base 1 to 8406 and encodes 2801 amino acids. NCBI's taxonomy places the organism in Eukaryota, Metazoa, Arthropoda, Insecta, Diptera, Culicidae. Gene Ontology annotation, molecular function: oxidoreductase activity.